AUGUCCAUCAACGCCAACGCCCGAACCCCCACCCAACCCUUCACAAAAUGCACCUUCAAAACAAGAUCCGACCUCCAAGCCGCAUGCCGCGCAAUUCUAGACCCGCUACUCCCCCUCUUCACGCCAGGCGGCAGUCGAGUAAAAGUCGGCACAUCGACAACACGCUUCGACGAAGGCGGCGCCCAGAUCGAAGGGUAUGCACGACCACUCUGGGGUCUGGCGUCGCUGCUUGGAGGUGGAUGUGAAUACCCCGAGGCGGAGCGCUGGCGUCAGGGUAUAAUCAACGGGACGGAUCCUGAGAGCCCUGAAUUCUGGGGCGAGAUUGAGGAUUUGGACCAGCGCAUGGUUGAAAUGUGUCCCAUUGGGUUUGCGCUUGCUGUUGCGCCGGGGUUCUUUUGGGAGCCGUUGACUGAGAUGCAAAGAGGGAAUAUCGGGAGGUGGUUGGCUAGUAUUAAUGCUAGGGAGAUGCCAAAUACGAACUGGUUGUGGUUUCGGGUCUUUGCAAACUUGGGAUUGAGGAAGAAUGGGGCCGAAUACUCUCUUCCUCGCAUUGAAGCUGAUAUGGAUCAUCUUGAUUCCUUCCACGUCGGUGGGGGAUGGAGUAAUGAUGGGCCUAAGAGUCAUCAUCAGAUGGAUUAUUACUCGGGUUCAUUUGCCAUUCAGUUCUUGCAGCUUCUUUACUCGAAGUUGGCUGGCGACUUUGAUCCUGAGCGUGCUGAGCGCUAUCGUCAGCGGGCAAGGGAGUUUGCGAAAGAUUUCGUGUAUUAUUUUGAUCCCAAUGGUAGCUCCAUCCCCUUCGGUCGCUCAAUGACGUACCGCUUCGCCAUGGUCGGGUUCUGGGGAGCCCUGGGCUUCGCAGAUGUCGAGCUACCAGCACCGUUAACCUGGGGCGUCGUGAGGGGAAUCCUCCUCCGUCAUUUCCGAUGGUGGUCGACGCAAGAAGACAUGUUCAACAACGACGGCACCCUAAGUCUCGGAUACUCGUAUGCCAACAUGUAUCUGACAGAGAACUAUAACUCCCCGGGAUCGCCAUACUGGUGCUGUCUGUCAUUCAUCCCACUGGCAUUACCAGAGACACACCCGUUCUGGACCGCGGAAGAAGAACCAUAUCCCAGCGCCUCUCUUCCUGAAGUGGUAGCCCUAAAAUACCCCAAACACAUUGCAAUCCGCCGUGGAGGACACUCCUUCCUGCUAUCGUCUGGCCAGGCAUGCCACUACCCUCUCAAAGCAACGCAGGCCAAGUAUGGCAAGUUCGCAUACAGUUCUGCAUUUGGAUACUCCGUUCCAACAGGGUCUUAUCAGCUCGAGCAACACGCCCCAGACAGCAUGCUGGCGUUAUCCGAGGACGGCGGCGAUAUCUGGCAGACGAGAAGGCUGGCGCUGGAUGCACGCUUUGAAGAACCCGAAGGAAAUGGCCUACCAAUACUCGUGUCUACCUGGAAACCAUGGCCAGAUGUCGAGGUUGAAACGAUUCUCAUUCCGCCGACUGUGGAAAAUGAGAACUGGCAUCUGCGCGCUCAUCGCGUGCGCACUGGUCGGGCUUUGCAGACUUCUGAGGGUGCCUUUGCUAUUUACGGAUGUCGCAGUGAUAAUGGACGGAUCCUGGGUCCUAUGGUUGAGGGUGGUUCUGAGGGGACGACGCAUGAUGACCGGAGUAGUCUGGUGGUUUCAUCGGCUGGGGCUGUAGGCAUUGUUGAGUUACACUCGGAUAUUGGACGUGCUGGUCGGAUUGUCCUGGCGGAUCCAAAUUCGAAUAUUAUUCAUGGGCGCACGCUUCUGCCAUCGCUUGCAAUGGACCUAGCACCUGGCCAGGCCUGUUGGUUCGUGUCGGCAAUCUGUGCUGUACCCGGUCGACGGCGGGAUUGGAAAGCGGCAUGGGAGCAGAAGCCGACAAUCCCAGGGUGGCUGAAGAAGCGGAUGGAGAGUGGGUGA
Molecule: messenger RNA, 1932 nt
Organism: Penicillium canescens
Lineage: Eukaryota; Fungi; Ascomycota; Eurotiomycetes; Eurotiales; Aspergillaceae
Product: glycoside hydrolase family 154 protein
Exons: 3
Coding region: 1-1932 (643 amino acids)
Source: RefSeq, a predicted model, not a curated record